Molecule: messenger RNA, 2341 nt
Organism: Paramuricea clavata
Lineage: Eukaryota; Metazoa; Cnidaria; Anthozoa; Malacalcyonacea; Plexauridae
Source: the annotation of a GenBank genome assembly
AACAGCGAUGGUCACAGACUUGCUUCCGAGGGAUAUUCAAUCUGGCUGAAGCAGAAGCCGAUCGACCAACAAUUAAACGAACAUGCUAAAAUCCGGGCGAGUGAGAAAGAGAUAGAGGUAAUGUAUGUAAUGGCAUUUUUUCAAUCAUAAGCGACAUUUUAGCACUUUUAUAGAUGAAAAUGCACGCAUACGUAUAGUUUGAUAUAUUGCAUGAUUAUUCCAAAUUAAUGUCCUUUUAAGGUGAAACGAAAACGUACAGUGAUCGGGAGAAUAAUUGAUGUUGUAAGGCUGCUUGGAAGACUGAACUUACCAUUUAGAGGUCAUCGGGAAAAUCAAACAUCCACGAACAAAGGCGUUUUCAUAGAGAUAAUCGCGCACUUUUCCAAACAUGAUGCUAUCAUGGACUUCCAUUUAAAGAAUGCUAAAGGUUUGUGAUUUAAUUGGCUAUACUGACAAUUGUUUAGGCCAAAUAACUUUAAUUUAAUGUUGUACUUUAUUCGUGUAGCUGUUUUGUGCAUUCCACAGCUCUUUGUGGAACUUUGCCAGAAACUUUGAUUUAAUUAUUUGAUUCCUGAUUUAUAAAUAUUCUUCAUUCAAAAACUCUGUUAACUGGUUUACAUGUCAUGCGGUCAUGCUAUGGCGAAGUUAAAAGUAUUCCGGCCUGCUUACAUUACUAAAGUGUUCGUUGUAAUAUUUCUAAACAGAGCUACAGUGAUAGGUCCGGUUAAUUUCACCAGGCUGAUUGACAUAAUCUGGUAAAUCCAACCAUGAUCUUUCAGGAUCACGGAGUUUGCAAUCAAUAACAUAUUAUUUUAGUUUGAUUUGAAUGUUGUUAUCUCAACAGAUAAUACAAAAUACACAAGUCAUCAAAUCCAAAAUGAAAUGAUUGAUGUAAUUGGGACGGCCAUAACGGAUGAGAUUGUCCGACGGCUGAAGGAAGCUGAGUUUUUCGCUGUCAUUGCUGACGAAACCCCAGAUACAAGCCACAACGAACAAUUUUCCAUCACCGUACGCUAUGUAUAUCAAGGAGAUGUCGAAGAAAAGUUGUUGGCUCUCAGGAUUGUAGAUCAGACGACAAGUGAAAUGCUCUUUGAAACACUCUGCGCUGUAUUGAAAUCCCACGACAUAGACGUCACUCGUCUUAGAGGUCAAUGCUACGAUGGAGCAAGUAAUGUUUCGGGCAUACGGACAGGUCUUCAAGCGAGGAUAAAAGAAAUCUCCCCAUCCGCCUUGUUCGUCCAUUGCUAUGCACACGUAUUGAACCUAGUCAUUGUCGAUGCCAUGACCAGCAACACCACUGCAAGAGAUUUCUUUGGAACCCUUCAAAACUUGUACGUAUUUAUUCAAACAUGCACGAAACGACAUGCUGUUUACACCCAGCAGCAAGCAGAGAUCCACGCAAGCAGUGGUUCUACGAAGAGUUUCCAAGUUCGUACACUGAAGAGCUUGUGCGAAACUCGUUGGGCCUGCCGAGCAAAUGCGAUCAACACAUUCAAUGCGACCAUCGGGGCAAUUGUAGGAACGUUGAAAAUCAUCCACGAAACUGAGACGAAGGCGAAGAUUGCAGCUGAAGCAAAGGGUCUUUUGAGUAAUAUUGAUUUUGAAUUUGUUUUAUCAUUGAAAGUGAGUAUACUUACAGUAUAUAAAGGACUUCAUUUUCUAAGUACAUUGCACUAUAUCGUAUGGUUCGCAUUGGGAAAACGACCAUGAAAAGUUUUGUUUUCGGUUUUGAGUUGAAAACGUUCCGUAUAUAUUUUGAGUUAUAUUUCUAUUAUUUGAUACUUUUUCAGGUUCUCGACAAAGUACUUAACCUCAGCAAAGGUGUAUCAGACAAACUACAAUCAGAGGAUCUCGACGUAGUGUCAGGUUGUGACCGGGUUGAAGAUCUGCUUGUUGCCAUAGAAGAACUUCGUACCGAGGACAAGUUCAAGACUUUCUGGAUUGCCACUGUUGAAACAUGUGAAGAGCUCAACAUUGAAACUCCGAUGGAGACGCGUCAAAGGAAGAUACCGGUACGACUGGACGACCAUCCUGAGACAGCUGUGCGGCUUGAACCUAAAGAUACAUUUAGAGUUGGGUUCUACUUUUCAGUAAGUAUUUGUGCGAAACAUUUAAUUUUAUCUCUCCCACACUGUUCGAAACUUUCUAUCAGAUCAGUAUUAAAUUGCAGAUAUCUUUAACUAUACUACUGUUUUCACAGGUUCUUGAUCUCAUGAUCAAUUCAAUCGAGACAAGGUACGAUGCAGAAAACCGAUCCAUCUUACGGGGAUUUGGAUAUCUUCAUCCCAAACGCAUCACGACGCCUGAUUCUUUCGAGCAUGUCAAACACGCCGCCAAUUAG